AUGAGUCCCAGCGUUGGCUUAAUCAGCGGCAUCUCUGACAAAUGUCACCCCCCCCCUGCUCCUGAGCACAUGGUAGACUUGAUCGAAAUCGAUGGCCACAUCACUGUUGACAAUAUUACCAUUACAAGCAAUGCUGUUGUGUCUCUUCUACUUGCUGCGAUUGAUACUUCAACCUUUUCACUACGCGAACGCUUGUGGUUGCUAAUACGUGCGCAUGCGCCAACGCCUACUUACCCCCUUGCGGUCUGGCCAGUCACCUUCAAGGCUGACCCAAAUCCGGUCUGGCCAAUCACCUUCAAUGCUGACUCACAUAACGACCACACUGUAGACGCUGUGCUGACUCCCACACUCUCAUACUUCGGACGCGGCCCCUCUCGGAUGCAGACGCAUGCUCUCCCGGCAGUCAAAUUCCUCUAUUUAUUCACCUCCUCACGUCUCACGUAUCCCCUCUUUCCACUCGGAACCGAGCCUGAAGAUCGCAGCGGCAAGGAGUUUAACUACUUCUUCUGGCUUGCAUUGGAGAAAGCGGCCAACGACACAUCCGGUCUGGUCUUCUUGACCCACGGUGAAGGUGAACAGUGCGGUUGGCGCUAA
Molecule: messenger RNA, 594 nt
Organism: Dibothriocephalus latus
Lineage: Eukaryota; Metazoa; Platyhelminthes; Cestoda; Diphyllobothriidea; Diphyllobothriidae
Source: the annotation of a GenBank genome assembly